Molecule: messenger RNA, 414 nt
Organism: Rhizophagus irregularis DAOM 181602=DAOM 197198
Lineage: Eukaryota; Fungi; Glomeromycota; Glomeromycetes; Glomerales; Glomeraceae
Source: RefSeq, a predicted model, not a curated record
AUGACUGAUCUUGAAAUCCGUGUUAUUAUUUUCGAUGGAAUAAUUGCUGGAAAUGAUACCACUGCGAAUACUAUUUCAUUCAUUAUCUAUUAUCUUGCAAAUUAUCCAGAUGUUAAAACGAAAAUGUUAAACGAAAUCGAUAGAAUCUUCAAGAUGACAAGACACGAGGCUAUCAAUGGUAAAACAAUUAUUAGAAUUAAUAUUGACGGUAUUCAUAAUAAUGAAGAAUAUUGGGAAGAACCAAAUAAAUUUUAUCCUGAUAAAUGGAUGAUUGAAGAUAAGAAAGCUCAUUUAAAAACUGAAUCGGUAUUAUAGCCACCUGUGCUGAAUUAUUAAUUAAAAUUGAAUUAAGAAAUUUAAAACAUUUUUAUUAGUAUUUAAAAGGAUACGCAAUAUUUAAUAAUAACGUAAAUU